CCUCGUGCGCAGUUGCUGCAUCAUCGACUCUCUCGGCAGCCAUUGAAGAUCUCUCUCCACGCGAUCUUCGCAUCCAAAAAGUCGCCCUGUGUCGCUCACUCGCUCUCACCCUUCGCCCCAGCCGCCACCCACGUCCUGUCUGCCGAAGCCACCAUGGCCGAGGACCGCCCCCUCAAGCCCCAAGGCCACGCCCAACCCUACGACCCCCAGAACGAGAUAUUCAUCCACAUGCCGGCCACCGCCUGGAUCGACCAGCAAGACCCCCCCGAGUUCGACGAGUCCUUGCUGGCCAGCCUCGAGCAGAAGCGCCAGGAACUCGACGCCAAGGUCCACCGCUACAUAGCAAAGAAACAGGGGCAGUUCAACGAUUGGGUUGGCGACAAGCGCUCCCGCUACGAGCUCCGCGCCGAGGAACGCCGCCACAGGCACGACGACCAAGAUGCUCCCCCGUACCCGUCCGAGCCCACGACCGACGACGACACCAGCCCGCCCAAGACGCCCGAGGACCAAAACGCGCGCAGGAGAGCUGAAGACACCUCGCAAGACGUGGCCAAGCAGGAGUCUCCCGACGACCCUGCCAGCGCAACGCGCGAAAAGGACUCGGAGCUCCUCCAGCUGCUUCCUGGCUUCUUGCCACUGCUUGAUGAACAAGAAGGGAGCAGCAGCAGCCCGGCGCGCAGCAGCUCGGCCCCUCCUUCCAACGGCAGAGCCGAAGCUUCUCCGCCGACGACGCCUAUCAAUCCUCGCAUUGAAUUCGGUCGCUCAGUCACUGCACCCAGUCCCAUAUACGCUGCCGCUGCCCGUAGUGCUAGAAGGCCACUUCCCAGGCGCUCCUCGCUGAAACAGCCUUCAUCGGGCAAUGGUACCGGCAGCCGCAAGGCUGUCCGAUUGAGUUUAGGCCCUCAGAUUGUGACGCCGACCCAGUCACCUCCGGAGCACGACGAGAUCUACGACCCGGUAAGGCUUGCCGAGGAACAGCGACUGCUCGAGGAACAAGCAUUAGCCAUCAUCGAGCAAGAGACAGAAGAAAAGUGGAGAACGGAGCCGGAAAGGACCUACAUUGACUUUGUUCCAACUGAGCCUGCAUCAGUGCCCAAUGUCGACGGUCCUGCGGAUGUCCCAAGCCCCCGGCUAACACCACCCGCCAGCCCCAAACCUGAGGCCAAGGAGCCUGUGGAAGCGGGCUCUGCCACCCCAGAACUGCCAGGACCGAUGAGACCUGAAAGCCCCAGCGAGUGCUCCACUACUUCGUACGGCGAGACCAGCGCUGAACAGGCAUUGUCUUUGCAUGGCAACGAAGCGCCGAACUCGCCAGCGACUAAGCCUGUAGACAAGGAAAAGAAGAAGAAAAAGAGAAGAAAGUCCAAAUCUAGCAAAUCGGCCGGCCCUCACGCCGCCCUGUCUCACUUUACGCCUACGCCUGCAACCGUGACGACAGCCGUUUCGUCAGCGGCUCCCGAAGCCCCGCCUUACUCACCUGUAAACCCAGUCGCCGCCCCAUACGAAGACAUCCCCGAACCUGUAUACCAGCACGUGUCGCCCUCACGCGCUGCCGACGACCCAAACACGUACUCGGGCUCGCUGCUGAGUAGCAGCAUGCGUGACUCGGGACCGCAUUACGGGACAACGCGAUCGCGGCCGCCUCCGAGCAGUCUGCGACCGGACAUGGCAUCUUUGAACGCUGUCAAUGUACCAUUGCCGGUCGGCGGGUUCAGCGCGGGCAGUGCGACGGGUAACACGCCACGCAGUUACGGGUCAUCGGCCAUGCCACGCGCCAGCCUCGGUGAGAGUUAUAUGGCGUUGCAUUUCGCGCGACGCAUGAUGGAGCGUGAGAUGGAGCGGAACCGGAGUGGCGACAAAACGAUGGGGCGACAGCAACACCACCAUCAGCCCGAGUUGGGCCGCGCGCUGAGUGAGGUUGGUGAGGGCGAGGAAGACGACGUCGGGGUCGAGAGAAAUGAGUUUGUGCCAAGUGGUGCCGUGGCAAUCGAAAACGAUAACGCGCCGAGGUACGUUGAGGAUGUGGAUUUGGAACUGGACCUGAAUACGUCAAACGGACCGGACGAUGGGAAAAAGGGAGAAGACGAGGACGACCAGGAAUUCAUGGGCGACCUCGACCUAUGAGGUGGCACUGGCAUACACCCCGCUGUCGCCGACGAAUGAACGAGCGAGCGAGCGAGCGCAAGCUAGCCUGUUUUUAUUUUCGUGCUGCUGUUGCUGCUCGCUUGCUCCCUUGAGACAUGGCGCGCAGAGGGUAGGAGGCAGUGGUACGGAGCUAUCUAACUGCCACCAGCACCACUUGAGGUUAAAAGCUUGAGCACUAGCAUGGAACGGGCGCGGGGCA
Molecule: messenger RNA, 2344 nt
Organism: Aplosporella prunicola CBS 121167
Lineage: Eukaryota; Fungi; Ascomycota; Dothideomycetes; Botryosphaeriales; Aplosporellaceae
Exons: 2
Coding region: 154-2124 (656 amino acids)
Source: RefSeq, a predicted model, not a curated record